CAGGCACAGCCAUUCAAGAUGCACUCAGGUGUCCUGGCUGCCUUCCUCUUCUUGAGCUGGACUCCUUGUUGGUCCCUGCCCCUUCCCAAUGAUGAGGAUGACGACGAUCGGUCUGAGGAAGACUUCCAAUAUGCAGAGCGCUACCUCAGAUCAUACUACCAUCCCCUGAACCCCGCUGGCAUCCUGAAGAAGACCGCAGCAAGCUCCAUGGUUGACAGGCUUCGAGAAAUGCAGUCUUUUUUUGGCUUGGAGGUGACUGGCAAACUUGACGAUAAGACCUUAGACAUCAUGAAAAAACCAAGAUGUGGGGUCCCUGAUGUGGGUGAAUACAAUGUUUUCCCUAGAACUCUCAAAUGGUCCAAAAUGAACUUAACCUACAGAAUUGUGAAUUAUACCCCUGACAUGACUCAUUCUGAAGUGGAAAAGGCAUUCAAAAAAGCCUUCAAAGUUUGGUCUGAUGUGACACCUCUGAAUUUUACCAGACUUCACAAUGGCACUGCUGAUAUCAUGAUCUCUUUUGGAACUAAAGAGCAUGGUGACUUCUACCCUUUUGAUGGCCCCUCUGGUCUGCUGGCUCAUGCUUUUCCUCCUGGGCCAAAUUACGGAGGAGAUGCCCAUUUUGAUGAUGAUGAAACUUGGACAAGUAGUUCCAAAGGCUACAACUUGUUUCUUGUUGCUGCCCAUGAGUUUGGCCACUCCUUAGGUCUCGACCACUCCAAGGACCCAGGAGCACUCAUGUUUCCUGUCUAUACCUACACUGGCAAAAAGCUCGUGCUUCCUGAUGACGAUACGCAAGGGAUCCAGUCUCUCUAUGGUCCAGGAGAUGAAGACCCCAACCCGAAACACCCCAAAACCCCGGACAAAUGUGAUCCCUCCUUAUCCCUCGAUGCCAUUACCAGUCUCCGAGGAGAAACAAUCAUCUUUAAAGACAGAUUCUUCUGGCGCCUGCAUCCUCAGCAGGUUGAUGCUGAGCUGUUUCUAACAAAAUCCUUUUGGCCAGAACUUCCCAACCGUAUUGAUGCUGCAUAUGAGCAUCCCUCCCAUGACCUUAUCUUCAUCUUUAGAGGUAAGCUUUCCACUAGCUAG
Messenger RNA from Myotis lucifugus (little brown bat), 1086 nucleotides. RefSeq names its product collagenase 3-like. Gene Ontology annotation, molecular function: metalloendopeptidase activity; zinc ion binding. NCBI's taxonomy places the organism in Eukaryota, Metazoa, Chordata, Mammalia, Chiroptera, Vespertilionidae. Gene Ontology annotation, cellular component: extracellular matrix. Gene Ontology annotation, biological process: collagen catabolic process; extracellular matrix organization; proteolysis. The record is from RefSeq and is a predicted model, not a curated record.